Priceomyces carsonii is the source of this 1539-nucleotide messenger RNA. RefSeq lists its product as uncharacterized. The transcript has a single exon. The record is from RefSeq and is a predicted model, not a curated record. Gene Ontology annotation, cellular component: membrane. Gene Ontology annotation, molecular function: transmembrane transporter activity. Bases 1 to 1539 code for a protein of 512 amino acids. Gene Ontology annotation, biological process: transmembrane transport. Lineage: Eukaryota; Fungi; Ascomycota; Pichiomycetes; Serinales; Debaryomycetaceae.
AUGGCUUCUGAUGAGAAAGAAGUAAUGUCGGCAAAUGAAAAAGAAGUGGAUACAUUUACAGACGUGGUAGGGGCUGACACUGUUGAGCUGUUGAGUUCAGAAAGAAAUACCAAAUGGAACAGGUUGAAAGGUGUCAUCUGGGAUUCUUUAGACAAAUCACCAGAGGAGAGGCGGUUUAUAUUCAAGGUGGAUUGCUGGGUUAUGACAUAUGUAUGUGUUUCGUACUUUGUCAAGUAUUUAGAUUCCAUGAACACUGCCAAUGCCUAUGUUUCAGGAAUGAAAGAAGAUUUGAAUUUCCAUGGUAUCCAAUAUAAUUGGCUUUCCACAUGGUAUUAUAUUGGGUAUAUAAUUGGACAAGUUCCAUCUCAAAUUGCUAUUAGUUAUAUCAGGCCUUCUAUUUGGCUCCCAGCAAAUGAAAUCUUGUAUGCGGCAUUCGUGAUGGCCAUGGCAGGUGCAAAAGAUGUAAAGACAUUGUAUGCCUUUAGAUUUUUUAUAGGAUUAUUUGAAAGUACGGCAUAUGUUGGUAUCAUGACUCUUUUGUCGAAUUUUUAUCUUCCUGAUGAGUUAGGUAAAAGGACAUGUAUCUUUCAAACAUCUUCUAGUGCUGCUCAGAUGUUCUCCGGUUAUUUGCAAACAGGUUUAUAUAAUGGGAUGAAUGGUAAUGGUGGAUUGGCAGCCUGGAGAUGGUUAUUCAUUUUUGAUGGAGUGAUCACAAUCCCUGUCGCAAUUGCAGGCUUUUUUGUGAUUCCUGAUGACCCUUUGGACUCCAAAGCGUUCUGGUUCAAAGCCAAUGACAAGAAAAUCGCAUUGGAAAGAUUGAAGAAAAGUAAUAGAAAUACUAAGCCAAAAAUGAAAUUCAAUCAUCUUCUUGAUAUGUUGAAAGACUGGCCAAUUUACUUGUUUUCGGCGGCAUUUUGCUGCCAUGUUGUUGGUAUCAGAUUAUACAGUUACAUGAAUCUUUGGUUACAAGAGGCAGGUUUUUCUGUUAGUAAGACUAAUAUUUUACCUACAGUUGGUUAUGCCAUUCAAAUAGUUUGUACUUUGUGUUGGGCUUGGUUAUCUGAUGGCUUCGGUAGCCGUUGGUCAGUUAUUGUACUAGCUUGUUCGACAGCAAUUAUCGGUUCCAUUAUAUUGUGGGUAUGGCCAAAUAAAAAUAGUGGUUUAUUUGCUGGCUGGUACCUUUUAUUCUGUGAAACAGGUGCGGGAGCUUUGUUCAUUGCUUGGAUGUCGGAGACAUUGAGUACCGCUGUCGAGCAGAGAUAUUUGAUUAUUGGUGUUGUCGAAACUACUUCUUUUAUUUUAAGUGCUGCGGUUCCUUUAUAUUUGUACCCAGCAGACGAAGCUCCUCAUUAUAGAUAUGCUUAUCCCGUGACAUUUAUGUUCUUCACGUUGGAAGCUGUUUUGACUAUUGUUAUAGCAUAUAUUCAACGGCUUGAAAACAAAGGGAUCUUAGUGAAUAAACACUUUUUUGAGGAUGUCGUCGAUAAAAACAUCUCAGCUGUUGAAGAAGCAGAAGUAAUUGAGAAGACUAUGGCCUAG